Messenger RNA from Dibothriocephalus latus, 615 nucleotides. NCBI's taxonomy places the organism in Eukaryota, Metazoa, Platyhelminthes, Cestoda, Diphyllobothriidea, Diphyllobothriidae. The record is from the annotation of a GenBank genome assembly.
AUGUUCAACAACAAAUGUCAAUAUCCUUCAGUGGAGAUCAUGGCUUUCAGUAAAGAAAUCUGGUCCCGUCUUACGACCCGAACUGACAGCGAAGGCAGUAGCAAGUGGUCAUCACUGAAAAUAACCGUCUAUGGGGCAACUGUGGAAAUUCUCGGAUUCACUCAGCGGCGCCGCAAUGACUGGAUCACCGGAAAAAGCCCACAGGUGUCGGCCCAGACGACUCGAGCCAGGUCCUGCAACUAUGCUUCCUUCCGCCGUAUCCAAGAGCUGAUAGCGAAGUCGGCUAGAGAUAACUGGCAGAAGAAUAAGUCCGAAACGGUGACUUCUAUGGAGCAGGCUUUAAAUGUUGUUGACAGUCGAACAUUGUACCAAAUCAUCCGCCAAGCUAGCGGUAAGCCCCAGACACUCUGUGAUUUUGUUCGCGAUGUGAAUGGCGGCUUUAUUGCUGACAUCUCUACUAAGACCGAUCUCUGGCGUGAACACUUCAAGCACCUCCUCAACUUUGCUGAGCAACUCAUCACAUCCCCACUCUCCUACACAGCGGAGUUUCAACCUCCACCCUACACAGCGUCGUGUGACCUCCCUUCCGAAGAGGAAGUUGCCGAUGCAAUGUAG